AUGGGCCGAUUGCCCAAGACCGAUGACUUUCCGGACAGCGUCAAGCUGAACAUUGUGCCACCCCCCAAGAACGACCCCCCAACCAACAUCCUUCUCCUCCUCCACGGCCUCGGCGACACCGCCGCCCCCUUCACCGUCCUCGGCGGCCAACUAAAUCUCCCGGAAACCUGCUGCUUCUCGCUCCAAGGCCCCGCCACACUCCUCGACCUCGAAGGCUUCCACUGGGGCGACGACAUCAUCUUCGACUCGACCAAUGGCGGGCUAGACUCCGACGCGGGCUUCAACAAGACGAACGAGAUCCUGAAGAGCGUCGUGCAGGAUGUGCUCGUGGGCAAGUGCGGGUAUAGGGAGAGGGAGGUGUUGAUCUUGGGGUUCGGGCAGGGGGGCAUGGCCGCUUUGAACUACGCUGCAACCCACACCCCCAGCGAACUCAGCGGCAUCAUCUCCAUCGGCUCCGGCCUCCCCUCCAGCGCCCCCGCCUCCCUCACCCCAAAACUCCCCACGCCCGUCCUCAUCUGCGCAGGAGCCUCCCAAUCCGCCGUGACAUCCUCCUCCGAAGACAAACUCAAGCGCGUCUUCGAGCACGUCGAGAUCAAGCGCUAUCGCCGUCCGGGAGACAGUAUGCCGAGUAAUCGCGAUGAGAUGCUGCCGGUGAUGCGGUUCCUCUCGAGGCGGUUGAGGAGUAUGAAGGGUGUGCCGGACGGGACUGUGGAAAUCAAUUAA
Messenger RNA from Zasmidium cellare ATCC 36951, 723 nucleotides. RefSeq lists its product as uncharacterized. Gene Ontology annotation, molecular function: carboxylic ester hydrolase activity; palmitoyl-(protein) hydrolase activity. Lineage: Eukaryota; Fungi; Ascomycota; Dothideomycetes; Mycosphaerellales; Mycosphaerellaceae. Gene Ontology annotation, biological process: protein depalmitoylation. Gene Ontology annotation, cellular component: cytoplasm. Bases 1 to 723 code for a protein of 240 amino acids. The transcript is spliced from 3 exons. The record is from RefSeq and is a predicted model, not a curated record.